UGGCUGGUGUUGCCGUUGCCAUUGCUGGCAUGCGUGUGUGUGGUGUGUCUUGCCCCGUGUGUGCGUGCGUACCAGGUGCCCCCGUGCCCCGUGUGCUGGUGCGCCCUUCUUCGCCCCUGCUCGGCGUCCUCUCGCCCUCUCGCCCCGUUGCAUGCCCCCGGUGUGACGUCAAGGCCGGACCAACAUUUUUUUCCCCACCAAAAGCCGUGGCAGCACGGCCCGCAGGGGUGGUGCAGGGCCGGGGACCGACGCGUCGAUGCGAUUCUGGGACGAUCGUCCGCAACAUCUGGCGAACAGCGCCCUAGGGGGACGUUUGCACGAGCCGUGGCUUCACACGCAAAGGGUGUUCUGGAGAAGCCGUUUCUGCUGGAAACAGGGCAGCAGGAGGCAGCAGAAGACAGCAGCACAGGCCUACAGACAGGCAGAGCCAGUGGACAGUGCAGCAGGCGAUGAUUACAGGCGGCGACACGGACGAGGCGGUGAGACAGACGGACUUCGAUGCGCUCUCGUCGAGGUUGUCGUGCUUCUUGAAGGGAUACACGCCCGAGGACAGGCUCCUUGGGGCGCUGGUGCCGCUGCUGGUGCACUACCAGGUGGCGGGGUGUGGGUCGGAGUUCAAGCGGUUUGCGCUUGCCCGCAGACUGCGGUCGCAGUUCUUCAACGUGCUUCCGGCCAACAUCGGGGACGUGGCUGCGGUGGCGCAGCUGGACAGGGCCGUGGUGGCGGCGAAGACGGGGCGGUUCACGCCGCUGAAGCCGCCGCUGAUCAACAGGGGCACGUACUUGCGCACGACGGCGAUCUCCCGCACGGUGGAGCAGUUUGUCGCCCGGCACAGGCACGCCGGGAAGGUGCAGGUGGUGUCGCUCGGCGCCGGCAGCGACACGCGGGCGUUCGGGGUGGUGGCGCAGAACGCCAACGUGCACUACUACGAGCUCGACUUCGAGCAGACGGCGAGGUUGAAGAAGUUGGCGAUCCUCUCUUCGGAGCAGCUCUCGGCGUGCGUGGGGGCCCCGGCGCUGCCGCCGGCGGAGCUGCCCCGGACGGCGGCGCAGAUCGCCGCCGUGGACCCGACGUUGCACACCGACCGAUACCACCUGGUUCCGUGCGACCUCCGGGGGUUGACGCCCGAGCGGGCGCUGCACACGGUGCCCGGGCUGGAGCGUCUCGACGGCGCCGUGCCGACGCUCGUGGUGAGCGAGUGCUGCCUCUGCUACCUCUCGCAGGACGACUCCGACAACGUGGUCCGUUUCUGGCGCCGCAGCCUCGACGACGGUGAGUUCGUCGUGUACGAGCCGUUGGGCGGGUCCGACCAGCCGCAGACAGCGGGCGACGCGGGCCGCCAGCCGAACCGGUUCGGAGAGGUGAUGGUGAAGAACCUCAUCUGCCGCGGCAUCGAGAUGCCGACGCUGCUGGUGUACGGCACGGUGGCGGCGCAGAUCGAGCGGUUCCGGCGGCUGCUCGACACGGACACGCAGCACCGCUGCGACGUGUGGUGCAAGGACAUGAAGUGGGUGUACGACCACGAGGUGGACGACGCGGAGCUCGAGCGCAUCAGCCGCUUGGAGAUGCUCGACGAGCUGGAGGAGUUGAACUUGAUCAACUCGCACUACUGCCUUGUUGUUGCGCGCUGGCAGCCGCAGCCUUUGGCGCUGGCACAAUGUACAUGACACUAUUCACUUUUAAAUACAUUAUAUGACAGGAUCCCCUGUAGAGGGAGGGCGCCGGCACGCAGCACUAGUUGAGCAUUCUCUUGAACCCACACCACGCGGCCGCAGCCGCAGUCAUGAGCCCCGUGCUGUACGCCAUGGCCUUCGGCCCGGACGUGCUCUUGAAGAUGGCGCCCGCCAACGCACCGGACGCCAGCGAGUUCAGGUCGUCGUGUCUGCCGCGGUACGCGUCCAGACUCGAGUCGAUGAUGUUGUACAGGAGCCCGAGCACCCCCGCCGAGUUCCCCACGUGCGGCCCGUGCUUGGUCACCUGGUUCAACACCGUGUUCAACUUCAACUUGAACGGCGCAGCCUUCACCGCCCCCGUCACCGGGUCCACCGACCCC
This is a messenger RNA of Pichia membranifaciens NRRL Y-2026, 2053 nucleotides long. RefSeq lists its product as hypothetical. The record is from RefSeq and is a predicted model, not a curated record. The coding region runs from base 450 to 1667 and encodes 405 amino acids. Gene Ontology annotation, molecular function: protein C-terminal leucine carboxyl O-methyltransferase activity. Gene Ontology annotation, biological process: C-terminal protein methylation. The transcript has a single exon. Lineage: Eukaryota; Fungi; Ascomycota; Pichiomycetes; Pichiales; Pichiaceae.